AGAGGGAGGGCAGAAAAAGGUAAGGGGAGGGUUUACAAAGAGAUGGAAAGAGAGAACGAGGGAGUAAAGCAAAGCAUGUUGCCAGUGUUGGCUCCGUAACUCACUGUGAGCGGGGACGGGAGGGAGAGCAAAAAAGAGAGACGGAGAGUCACACAUUCACACACUCUCUCAAUCACUCUCAUACACACACACACAUAAACUCUCAUUCUCACACAUAUUCAGAGGUGCCUUGCUAAGGAUACUCUGUUACGCUUGCCUGCAGGGGUGAGAAUACUUUCAGCAGUGAAAACAGAAGACAGGAGUGCUGGGACAGACCCAAAGGGACCUUCUUUAAACGGGACCUUUACAGCAUGUGAAGCCGGACGAACAGAUAUGUGCAGCAUCUAUCCUUAACAUUCCUCCAUUUCAUCCCUCCAUCCGUGCCUCCCUCCCACCUCUCCUCUCAAGUGGUGUGAAGGACACGGAGCUACGGGUUCCUCAGCGCUCGCCUGCCUGGUUGCCUUACGGGAGUCUGGGGGAGGCUUGGUGCUCCCCUCCGCUCUCCUGCACUCUCAUUCGUUCAUGAAUGUCACCUCUGUCUGCAGAAGCCGCUGGAAUUUACAAACCCUCUCUCGGGAGCUUGGGGAGAGGGAGAAAAGGGGAAUGUCAGAAGGGCUGAGAAGGGAGAGAACUUCCGAUUCCUUUCAUCCUUAUCCAUCUGAUCACCUACAGAUAUGAGGUCCAGGGUUGACGACACCAGUUUUUGACUUUUACUCAGCUUGUCUGUCUUUGUUUUUCUGUUUUUGCAUGGAUGCGAUACUUUGGAAUCAGGUAAUGGAGUUUCACUGAGAUUGUCUCAGGAUAUUGUUCCUUUUCUUCGUAGGAUCUGUAUUUUUUUAGCUUGUUCGUUUCGUGCAUCCUCCUGUGUUUUACGGGGAUCCCACUGAUAUGUUGAACCAUAGGGAUAAAACGAUUGGACGUUUUAUGCCUUUUUUCUGAUCUCUCAGAAUGAUUUCUGAUCCGGGUGAUUUCUAAAGAUCGAUCCCAAACUAAAUCGUUGAAGGGACGUGAGAGGCCAGGGAUUCUAGGAGCUCGGAUCUGCAGGGAAUAGAGCCGGACAGAGAGAGGAUGGUGCUGCUGUGAUGGCUUACUUUUUUUCCAGAAUUCCAGUACGACUUCAUGGAUCAUCUGCUGACACUUUUCCAGUCCAUAUGCUGUGCAACGAGACCUGAAAUACAACAAACAAUCCCAAAAACAACAGCUGCCAUUCAUCAAGAUCACAACACCAGGAAUUCUGCGUUCCGGAGACUAUUUUGAUAGUCAAAGAAACAAAUAAAGUUUAUUGUGAACUUCACAAGUGUUUUGCCCCUCCCCCUUUUAACCCUCUAAACCAAGCCCCUUUUUUUGUUCUGCAUCCUGCAAGUUGUGACGCAUUUUCCCCUUGGUUAUUGUGGGAGACCCCGCUGUACUCCGAACAUCUGCCGUCUCCUGCUCCUCUCCUACGUGGCCCUGGGUGAUCGGACAGGUGGGUGGCCCACUGACGCCCUCUGCACCCCACGGGUGAGCGGGGCACAGCAAAAUGGCUGCCCUCGCCAGCUCGCUGAUCCGACAGCGCAGGGAAGUUAAGGACCCCCAGGCCAACCGGCAGGUCUCCAACAAACGCAAGCCUUGCCCCAAGAGCAACAAGUCGCUCUGCCAGAAACAAAUCCUCAUCCUCAUCUCCAAAGUCCGGCUUUGCAGCAGUCGAGGAAGAAAGCUGGAAAAAAGACCCGGUAGACUUGAAGAAUGUCCAGAGCCUCAGCUGAAAGGUAUCGUCACACGUCUGUAUUGUCGGCAUGGCUUCUACCUGCAGAUGUUACCCGAUGGCACCUUGGACGGCACAAAGGACGAAAGCAGCUCCUUUUUGCUAUUCAACUUGAUUCCUGUGGGUCUGAGGAUAGUUGCCAUCCAGAGCACCAAGACAGGACUCUACAUAGGCAUGAACAGCGAGGGCUACCUCUACACAUCAGAACAUUUCACACCCGAGUGUAAGUUUAAGGAGUGUGUAUUUGAGAACUAUUAUGUGACAUACUCCUCGAUCCUGUACCGCCAAACGCAGUCGGGUCGGGCCUGGUACAUUGGCAUUAACCGGGACGGACAGGUCAUGAAAGGAAAUCGGGUCAAAAAGACCAAAGGAGCAGCCCACUUCCUGCCCAAGCUCAUAGAGGUUGCCAUGUACAGAGAGCCAUCGCUACAUGAUGUUGCUGAGCAAAGCCCGCCUAGGAAAACAGCCAAAACCUCAGACUCGCCCGUCCAUAAAAACAGCAAGAAAGAACAACUGCUUACUGUCCCCACAGCAUCCUAGCGGCAGGAGAAGAAGUGCUUCAUUUGCACGGACACGUCAAGAACGCCAACAGUGGCACAGGAGGUUUGGUACAAAAUGUUUUGUAGUCCCUUCAACUAUCCUCAGAACUUUGACAUUUCCAACAAUUCAUCAGGGCUCAAAAGACCUUUGCCGACAGGUCUAAUGCCCACCGCACUUCCUUUUUGGUCUUUCCCACUUCCUUAAUCAAGGGAAUACUGAGCAAUAAUAACCGUAAUGGUCUGGGGUCAGAAUGUAGCGGUGCCACUUUUGUGAGAACAGCAACACCUGAAAGAAAGGAUCUUCGUCUUCCUCUCCUUUUUUAGUAUUUCAAGAAGAAACACUUCUUCUUUGUGAAGCGAUUCGUGCUUGACAUUUAAACCCUUCCUUUUCCUUUGUUCAGGCAUUCAUAGAUCCCCCAAAUGUUUUUUUUUGUUUGUUUGUUUGUUUGUUUUUUAACAGAGAUCCCCCGCCAUUUCUAAGCCUUGUUUGUAAUCUCCUCUCCCUUUUCUACCUCUUCUGCACUUUGAUUAGCUUGAGACACAGAGGCCAUUUUCCACUUCACAACACAGGAAAAGCCCUGCACACUCUCCCGGGGACCAUUAAGGAUGCUGCCACAUUCACACACACACACACACGUACACAAACCAAAUAACUAAAUAAAUAAAACUUCCCCUCCUCUUAGGAUGAUGAUGUUUAGAGUCAUCCGACCUUAGGCAGUGCAAACCUCUUUCUCUGUUCAUCGGCUCCUGCGCUGAUGGGUCUGUGGAGGGUGGACGUGUGAGUGUGUGUCUAUACACUGAACAGUAAUACAAUAUCAUUUGUAAGAUGACUCAUAACAGAGGGAGUAGGGUGGCAUUAUUGUUUCUUUUUGUUAUGAUAAGUCGUUGUUUUCCUCAUUGCAAUAUGCCCAGAGAGCAAUAUUGGUACAGCUGCAUUCGUUCUUCUCCCUUUUUAGCAUGUGUGUUGCAUUAGAACAGGCUUUUUUAAAGUAGAUAUGCUGACUACUGAGGCUGCAAGUUUCCCAAAGUUCAUGUCCCUACAUUCAGUUUUAUUCUAUUAAAUUUGCCUGAGAGCAAAGGCACUUCACCCAGCCAAAUGAAACAACACAAGUGCUGAAAAGGUCCAAUUCUGCUUCAUUUUCUUCUGAUAAAACUGAGGAAUUGGACCUGGAGGAGCUCAUAGGGAAUCAUUUUGGGAAUCCUUGCACAGAGAAUCCAGCUUUAACGUCCGACCUCCUCUAGGUAAUAAUAUCAGUAUGUAAAUGAAAAUGUGUUUUAGGUGCUAAAAGCACUAUAAACCUGGUGACACAUUAUGCUUCUGCCUUGGCAAUAAUAUUUCCAUGCAUAUCACCUACAUUAUGGAAAUAUGAUUUAAUAAUACACUACAGUUCAAAGGUUUGGGGUUUGAGUUUAUGUUUUUGAAAAAAGUCUCUUCUGCUCACUAAGGCUGCCUUAAUUUGAUUAAAAAAACAGUUAUAUUGUGAAAUGUUAUUACAAUUUAAAAUGACUGUUUUCUAUAUUAAUAUAUUUUAAAAUGUAAAUCAUUCCAGUGAUGCAAAGCUGAAUUUUCAGCAUCAUUACUCCAGUCUUCAGUGUCACAUGAUCCUUCAGAAAUCAUUCUAUUAUGCCGAUUUGCUGCUCAAGAAACAUUUCUGAUUAUUAUCAAUUUUAUUAACAGUUGUGCUUCUUCAUAUUUUGGAGGAAAACAUGAUUUUCAGGAUUCUUUGAUGAAUAGACAGUUCAAAGGAAUAGCACUUAUUUGAAAUGUAUUAUUUUCUGUGACAGUAUAAAAGUUUUUGUCAAUUUUGAUUAAGGUAAUGCCUCCUUGCAGAAUAAAAGUAUUAAUUAUUUUAUAAAAUAUAAUCUUACUGACCCCAAACUUUGAAACUGUAGUGUACAUAAUAUAUAAUAUAAUUUUGGAGGUAGAAAAUGUUCCUCAUUUAAAUACAUAACUAUUAGGGUCCAUUAUAGAGAUAAUUUGAGUGUUUUAGCUGGCUUUUGUUUUUUAGUCAAAUGUUUUUUGGUUCAAGUAUUAGUUACAUUAGAACACAUUCCCUUGCUGGUUAUAUCAUCACUGUGGUAAUAACUGCAGAGCUUAAACAAAGUGCAAAAAAUCUAACUUUUCUUCUGCUGAGCUGAAUAAUUUCUCAUAGCGUGCACCUGGUGUUGAGGAAAUUAUGUCUGUGAUAAUUAUAGGCUCAGUCCCCUGCAGCAAUGCAUUAUUGGGAGAAACAAAGUUAUUAAGACAAAAGUAGAAAAACGAAAGAAAUUUUUGACAUUUGGAAUGUUUGCAAAAUUCUUCCACAUUUAGAUCAGAAUGUCAAUAUUUCCCAGAUUACAGUUUCCUUACUGCAAAUCACAGCACCCGCAGGUUAUUCACAAUCCCCCAUUAUAGAAGUUGGUGUUUGCAUUUAACGUCCCAAGCAGAUUGUUUUUCAGACUGAAUCACAAUGCUCUGCAUCUCAUUGCUUCUAGGUACACAUCAAUAAUUUGUUUUGUUGUUUUGCAAGCAACAAUACUCAUCUCAGACUCUAGCUUUUCUUAAAGGGGUACCAAUAAAACUUGGCUGCCUAUGCAGUAGAAAAGUUUAAAAAAAAAAAAAAAAAAUCUGUGCUACCUGACUACAGAAAACAGAGCAAAUAGGCUGUCUUCCCUUUUGCCAAAUAGUUAGGAAAACUUCAACACCCAUAAUGCACUGGGCAUGUUGCCAUCCAAAGCCACUCCCACCAGUCUGCUAUGGAUACGCUUACCAGAGUCAAAUACCACCUUGCUUUAGUAGGAAAUACUGCUUGGCAAACUUUGCUGCGUUCAAGUCCUCCUGGGAAGUUAGUAUUUACGAGUUGGGAAGUCGUGUUUACGACGUCAGGUCAGAGCAAGAUGGAGGUGUACCUACUCUUAAUUAACUACACAGAAAUCUACUUCUAAAAAAUGAAGAGCAAAGAAUGUGCGUCAGGUGUGUUUUGCUUUUUUUAUGUUUUUAAUUAAUUUAGGAAGCAACUGUAAACUUUAUCGUAUUGUUAUAUUAAAUGCUAUCAUAUUUGUGCAGGCAAUUAUCUUAUUUUGUGGUAAAUAAAAAAGCCUGACAAUGUCACUGCUAAAUACCUAUAAUUAUUGAGGUACAGAUCAGGGCUCAAAGAAAAUCCAGAGCUCAGAAAAUCAACUCGUUAAUACGAUCUUUCCGACAUGACUUGAACGCACCAUUGUAGGUGUUGACUUGUGUUGUUCCUGGGUGCAAGAAUUCAAAGAGUAAACGUUUAGCAGUGAAGGAUCAAGCAUGUUGCUAAAGGCUGCAAAGAAUUGUAAAUAUGGAGAGAGUAGCGCAAUGUCUGAAAAACCUCAGUGUUUGUAGUCAACAUUUCAAAUUGGAUGACCACAAAUAAAGUGUUUUCACAAAUGCCCUGGAAUGAAAGCCCCUAAACAUGAAUUUUCGUGGUCCAGGUAAUAUGGAGAAUGGGUAAACAUUGUUCAUUUACAUAUUCUACCAACAUUCUACCCAUUGUAACAAUAGGCUACAAAGCGGGUUGAAAAUCAGCGAAGUUACACUUAAGUCUUGCAAUGUCCACAGCUCAUUCAGCUGCCACAGUUUAAGGGUCUGUAAUAUCUGAAGGGCUAUUUAUGUAAGGUUUUGCAGGUCCAUGUGGUGCUGUAAUCACAGUCAAGGAAAAGUUGACCGAGGCACAGAAUUAAUUAGCAACUGGAUGCCACACUGAAACUAAAUCCAGCAGGCCAGACUGCAAAGGUUGAAUAAAUGAAAAUAAAAAAUAAAACAAUGUCGUAUGAAGACACAACUGUGUUUUGAUUAGCAUUUAAUGGUUUAUUCAUUGUUUAAUCACAAUUAGAACUUGAAAUUGACAUUCACUUUGAAAUGUCUCACUUCUCAAAGACCCACUCUUCUUUCAAACUUUGAAAUGUCAUGGUGGGGGUUGUGCUAACUUAUAACCUGACUGAAUAAUAAUAAAAAAAAAAGGCUCUUGUAUUUGUAAGGGCUUUCUGAUCCAAUACUUGAGUACAAAAGAACAUGAAAGGAGAUAUUACUGUCAAAUAUGUCUAAAUGGCAUAAUUGCCACUUAAAUUACCAUUAUAACAUCAUAAGGGUUUGCUUUGGGUCACUUUGAGCUGAUUGUGAAUACAACAUAAUGUUAUAGAAAUGAAAAGAAAAAAGAACAUUAGUACUUUUUUUUUUUUUUUUUUUUUUGCUUUGAUAUAUUUGGCAUGCACAUAAGGGCCAGAUCGGGUGGUUUAACAAUUAUUUUAAUGAAACCACUCUCUGUGCACAGCUAAGUGCUUCUCUCUCAAUUUCACUGCUAUUUUUCAGCCAUAAACACAGAGGCCAGAAGAUGAAAGCUAAGGGCUAAUGCUUUUCAGAAGAGCCAAGCCAUUAAAACACUGUACGUGUAUACAUAGAUAGAGAUGACCUUGUAAACUUCAAAUUUAUAAAUUUACUAAACUGA
Molecule: messenger RNA, 6773 nt
Organism: Ctenopharyngodon idella (grass carp)
Lineage: Eukaryota; Metazoa; Chordata; Actinopteri; Cypriniformes; Xenocyprididae
Gene: fgf11a
Product: fibroblast growth factor 11a
Exons: 6
Coding region: 1559-2323 (254 amino acids)
Biological process (GO): positive regulation of protein phosphorylation; positive regulation of cell population proliferation; positive regulation of gene expression
Cellular component (GO): cytoplasm
Molecular function (GO): growth factor activity; fibroblast growth factor receptor binding
Source: RefSeq, a predicted model, not a curated record